CCACGACCACCCCCGCUCCGAGCAGACGGCCCCAGGACCCCCACCUCCGAGCAAACAGCCCCGGGACCACCGCCGCCCCGCAGCAGACACACCUGGGACCCUGCCUCCCGCCUCUGACCAAACAGCCCUGGCCUCCCACUGUGAUAUUCCAACCCCCCCCCCCACCAGUGACACUAUGCAACACCAGAGUGGUUGCCGAGGCAUCUGGCUCCUGCCCCUGUCCCUGUUCCUGUCUAGCCUCGGGGUCGCCAGAACCGGGCGCUCCCUUCUCAGCUGUCCUGCAGCCUGCCUCUGUGCCAGCAACAUCCUCAGCUGCACCAAACGAGGGUUGGCGAAUGUUCCACAGUCUCUACCCCGCUACACGGCACAACUGGAUCUUAGCCACAACAACUUGACCCACCUUCGGGCACAAUGGACCUCCAUCCGCCUGACCCAUCUUCACUCCUUGUUCCUCAGCCAUAACUACUUACACUUCAUCUCCACGGAGGCGUUCUCCCCAGUGCCCAAGCUGCGCUACCUGGACCUCUCCUCCAAUCAUUUGCGGACACUGGAUGAGUUCCUGUUCAGUGAACUUCAGGAGCUGGAGGUAUUGUUAUUGUACAACAACCGAAUUAUGGAGGUGGACAGAAGCGCCUUUGAUGAUAUGGUCCACCUACAGAAACUCUACCUGAGCCAGAACCAGAUUGCUCGAUUUCCUGUAGAACUGGUCAAGGAUAGAUCCAAGCUGCCCCAACUGACCCUCCUGGAUCUGUCUUCUAAUAAACUAAAGCUGUUACCCACAUCUGAUCUGCAAGACCUGCCAGCCUGGAUGAAAAAUGGACUGUAUCUGCAUAACAACUCCCUCACCUGUGACUGUGAGAUAUAUAAGCUCUUCACACACUGGCAAUAUCGUCAGCUGAGCUCAGUGAUGGACUUUCAGGAGGAUUUGUACUGUAUACAUUCCAAGAAGACACUCAGUAUCUUCAACAUGAGCAGCACCCUGAACUGCAGUGAGUUCAAGGAGUGUGCAUUUGAAGCCUACCUGGGUGAAACCUUGAUCAUUAGCUGUGACACCAAGCAGCAGGGGAUGACGAAGGAAUGGGUAACACCAAACAAUGAAAGAGUACUGAAUGAGGUGGGCAAUGGCACAAUAAUGAUGUUGGGAGAUGGUAGUCUUCAGUUACGGCAAAUUCGGGUUGAGGACCAGGGCUUGUACACCUGUUAUGCGGUAGGGGAGGUGUUCAAUGAAACAUUGUCUGUGGAGGUGAAGGUCCACAACUUCACCCAGCAUGGACCUCAUGACACUCUCAAUACAGCCUAUACCACGCUGGUGGGCUGUAUCCUCAGCGUGGUUCUGGUCCUGAUCUAUCUGUACCUCACCCCAUGCCGCUGCUGGUGCCGUGCUGGGGAGAGACCCGCAAGCCAUCAGGGAGAUAGCCUCAGCUCUUCCAUGCUGAGCACUACCCCAAACCAUGAUCCAAUGGCUGGUAGUGGUGGCAAGGACAGUGGCUUUGACCGUCGAGUGGCCUUCCUGGAACCUACAGGCCCUGGGCAGGGCCAAAAUGGCAAACUAAAGCCUGGCAACACCCUCCCUGUACCUGAGGGGGCCAAGGGCCAGAGGAAAAUGUCUGAUCCAGAAUCAGUCAGCUCAGUCUUCUCUGAUACACCCAUUGUGGUGUGACUAGGGUGGGGUUGACGGGAAGAUCCCUGGGAAAAAGGUAAUGGUAACUUCCAAAGGAUGUAAGGGGAAAGAGGGCUGCCUGAGGGUGUUGGUUUCCCCUGUCCUCAUGGGAAUUGUGCACAGAUGCAACAGCAGGCAAGAAGCCCCACCUCCAUCCCUGGGUGUAGAAGAUUUUCAUAUAUGGAUCUGUAACUCUCAGGCAAAUGCUGCACCCCUAUCCAAAGCUCUAGCAAGUUCAGCUGAUGAUGAGGGAACUUGUCUAAGACAGGUGGGUCUAGUGGGAAAUAGAUUCUGUAAGCUUUUACUAUGUCAUCUAUGGCCCCAUAAGAGAGUGGUCAUUAUCCAAGCAUUUGAAAGAAAAAUGGGAUUUUCUUUAUGUCUCCUUCCACCCUCUACCCAGGGAUUUGGGGUGGGACUUGAAUGGGCACAGACUUGGGCAGUUAGCCUAAUUCUAGUAGUUUCAGCUGCAGGUAUAUCAUCUUUGGUUGACAUAGACAGGGGAAUUGAAAACCUUAAGGAACAGGGUAGGAACCAGAAAAAGACCCCUGAAUCAAGAAUGACCCCCAAAGCUGUUCUCAAACUUGUCCACCUUCCUCUUUCCCAAGAAGAAUUAAGUAAUUGACUGAAUCACAGAAGCAAAUAACUAGCAUGGUCCUGUGGCAAACUAGGGACCCCUUGUAACCAAUAUAAGCUUAUAGAGGGUAGCAAUAUAAUGAGUGUGACAUUGGGGGAUUAUCCAUUGGUGCAAAGUGCUGGCUAGUAUCAACUAGGCUAUUUGGGUCACACAGCUUAAGAGAACACCUCAAAAACCUACUCCAGGUGUGAACAAUAGGGAUUCUGACUCCCUGGUCUCUUCUCUGCUGUGCAUUUGUACUCCAGAGUCUACUGAUUUCACCACCUCAGGCAGGGCCUUUCCAGGUGCCUACCACAGGCAUGGUGUAUAAGAUGAUUGGGGUGGGUGGUGGAGGUUGGGAGUGGGAGGAUGUGAAGGAAACUGCCUAUUAUAAAGAUGAGGCUAAAUUAGCCUCCAUUUUGUAAAACCUUGUUUGGCUUAUCUAGUUUUCUUCCCUUGCUAUCCCUUCAGCAGCCUUUCCAACAAGCUUGGGUGAGAGAUGAGCUUUCUGUUUGUACAGUGCAGUGGGGGAAAGAAGCCAAGAGGGCCUAAGAUCCUCAUGAGUAGAUGGGUGUUUGGGUGAAGGGAGAGGUAAUCACUGUGAAGCAUCCUCGAAUUGCAAGGUUUCCUUCUCAGGUCUCAGUUAACUGGCUCUAAAUAUUGGGGGCAGUGAUCUUCACUCAUAGUUGUCACUGCUGCAAGGCUAGAGUAAGGAAUUUAACUGUGCGCAAGGCUUGAGAGGAAUUGCCUGUCCCAGAAUGGACGGUCUGGGGUAUGUAUGUGCUUAAAGCCCUAUACUUGCCUCAAUUUGCAAGCAAUCCUACCGUAGGUCUGAUAAGUUGAAUAAAACCUAAAUGGGAAGCUCAUGCUGCCACCUUUGCCCUUAGCACGUAAGCCUCCCCACACCUGAAGUCUGAACAAUGGUUGAACUUCCUGACCGGCCAUGGAUCUGAGGGUGUAUGAUUGGAGACUAGCUUGGGAAUAGAGAAGAUGGCUGUCCACUCCAGCUCCUCCCUCAGACUCUACAUAUACUAGUCUUUUCAGCAGCAUUUAAGUGGACCACAGUCCAGCAAGGUUAUUCUGAGCAUCUGAGGUAGAGCUACAUGAAGGUUGGAGACGAGGAAGAAUAGACGUAUUUUCCUCUACAUUUUUCAGUCUGCUUCUUCCCCUACCAGUGCAGGCCCUGUUUUCUCCCCAGUUGGUUCUCAGACUAGGGAAGCUCUCUCUGCAUUUGAACUGCUUUCUGGGCCCCAGUAGGAGGCAUUCCUAACUUGGCAUCUCCUGGGGGAAUCAUAGGAUCAGAGAUUCAGAUCUGAAAGGAACCUUAGAGGUCGUCUAGUACAACCUCCCUCAUUUUACAGUUGGAAGCAAGCCUCAGGAGGUUCAGUGACUUGUACAGGGUCACUCAUAGAAGGUGAAAGUUGACUAUUACUUGCACAAGGGUCUACUUCCCUCUGCGUAAUAAGAUUAGGGUAGGGGACUAGUACUUGAGAUGCUGCCCCCAUCCAUCCUUGGGCUCUUCUGACUGCUUUCCACCUCUUAGCAGUUUAUACAGUAGAGAGAUGCAGCAUUUCCCUCAGUUACUUACAACUUAUAGGUACGCAUGCACACCAGCAUUUUGGCAUUGACCUAGACAGUGUCUCCUUUGAUUUCCAGUACCCACAGAGUUAUCCCCACAUUCACACAGCUUUAAAAAUAUAAUGUAUUCUAGCAGAGGCAUCUGCAAUAUCCCUUCAGUAUAAAACCACUUGGACUUUCCCCUCCCUGAAGUUUCUGGAGUUUCUCCCCUUUUCUGAGAGGCAUUGAAGCACAGUGGGUAGAGACCUGAACUUGGAAUUUGAAUCAGACACUAACUGUACAAUCUUGGGGUUUACUCAACUUUUCUGUCUUUCCUCAUCUGUAAAUUGGGGAUAACACCUACCUCACAGGGUUGUUGUGAGGAUCAAAUGAGAUAAUAUAUGUGUAAAGUGCUUUGCAAACCUUAAAGCACUAUAUAAGUGUGAGCUAGUAGUAUUAUUCUAUGAUCACUGCACCCCUGUGACUUUCCUACACUUGCUGGUGUUUUGAGAAUGCUUUUGAGAGAAGGGAGAGUUAGAAGCUGUAGCUGAGCCCUCAGGUCCUUGGAAAUUUCACUUUGAUCUAAGGUAUCUUUAGGCAGUAGCCAUGAGAUUCCAAAAUGGUAUUUCUCUUGGAAGUUUGUUGGCCAAGGCUCAGAGCAUGAGGGAGAGACAGAGAUGGAUGGAGGACAGGAGAGCAGGCCCCUACUAUACUGCCUCUUCUUAGCCAAAUGCCAUGUAAGACUGAGGAUCCUUAUCAUAAGCUAAGGAUAGGAGGAAAGAGUGUAAAAAUAGAAUUUCUUGUAAAUGGUUGUCUUCCCAAGGCCUUAAGGGACGUUUCUUUCCUAGAGAUAAGAACUUGGAAUCCAUUCUCAGAUUUAUCAGGGAACCUGGGCAAGUCUAACUUUUUGAGGCUGAACUCUGAGGUUCUGAGAACCUCAGAAAGAUAGUGAAAUGAAAUGGUUUAUGGGAGCGGAGCGUUCCCAGUGACUUGGGCCUCUGGCCCCUAUUUGUUUCUCCAAGACUUGCUAACGAAUAGAUGUACUUCGGAUUAGCAGGCCCUACCCUGAUUCCUGCUGAUAGACCCCCAAAUGGCUUCUUGCCUAGGGAACUGAGUACUUACCAUUAUGGGGUUUGUUCACUGGUGCCCUAUGAAGAAAAGCAUCAGGGCAUUGGUAGAAAGAGGGCUGAAGGGACUGCCUACAAGACGAAAAAAUCUUGGAAGCAGGUGUCCUUGUGGACUGAUUAUGACACGGCUGCACAAUCUGUGUUUAUGUGUAAUCUUUUUUUUCUUUACUUGUAUUUGUGGGGUUCUCAGAAAGGAACUGAGAAAGAAGAGCUAUCCCCACCCUGCCCAGGCAGGUAGCUGAAAGCAUAUUGAAUCUGACUUUGUGUGUGUUCCUGUCCCUCCCCUCCCCCACCAGCCCUUGUUCCCUUGCUGGCAAAGCAAAUGGGGCCCUUUGUGUCCAGGUUCCCUCUCCUCCCACUUGUGUACAUCCAGGCUGGCAGACCCCGAAGCCUCCUGACUCCACCAUCUGUCUGAGCCUCUGCUCUGAAGAAUAGACAGUGAUCAUUAAACCAGGCAUGAGUCUGUUC
Messenger RNA from Vombatus ursinus (common wombat), 5425 nucleotides. It is a transcript of the gene AMIGO1, whose product is annotated as adhesion molecule with Ig like domain 1. Gene Ontology annotation, biological process: brain development. The transcript has 2 exons. Gene Ontology annotation, molecular function: protein binding. The coding region runs from base 176 to 1660 and encodes 494 amino acids. The record is from RefSeq and is a predicted model, not a curated record. NCBI's taxonomy places the organism in Eukaryota, Metazoa, Chordata, Mammalia, Diprotodontia, Vombatidae.